UUUUCCUGACUCUGUAAACACCAUCUAGUCAUCUACCACUCUCCGGCUCUCUACAAGAACCCUCUAUCUCUCUCUAGCUCGCAAGAAAGUACUGAAACUCUCUCUCUCUCUCUCUCUCAACGCAGCCGGGCUUGCUCUCUGAAAUUAGUUCAGUUCCUCUCUGUUUCUACACGCAUUUUGGGAAGGAAAAUUUCAAGAACGAAACAGAGCACUCUUUAUAUUCAAGCUGGCGAUCGAGAAUCAAGAAACUACUGUCCGGGAAAUCAAGCCCAAGAACAGGAGAAUCAUGGGUGCUGGAGGCCCUGAUGACGACGACAACAGGUGGCCGCCAUGGCUGAAGCCUCUGCUCAGUGAGAAUUUUUUUAUUCAAUGCAAGUUACACGCAGAUUCCCACAAGAGUGAAUGCAAUAUGUACUGUUUGGAUUGCAAGAACGGCGCUCUCUGCUCUCUGUGCCUCGCUCAUCACAAGGACCACCGGGCUAUUCAGAUAAGGAGGUCCUCAUACCAUGAUGUGAUAAGGGUAUCUGAGAUUCAGAAAGUUUUGGACAUAACCGGAGUUCAGACCUACAUUAUCAACAGCGCCAGGGUCGUCUUCUUGAACGAGCGCCCCCAGCCUAGGCCGGGUAAGGGCGUCACCAACACCUGCGAGGUCUGUGAGCGCAGCCUCCUCGACUCCUUCCGCUUCUGCUCUCUCGGUUGCAAGAUUGUUGGGACGUCAAAGAAUUUCCAAAAGAAGAAGCACUCGGGGGCGAUGGCUUCGGACUCAGAGGACUCGUACAGCAGCAGCAGCAGCCAUGGCCUGGGGAAGAGCAAGAUCCAGAGCUUCACUCCCUCGACCCCGCCCCCAACUUCCGUCAACUACCGGACUGCGAAGAGAAGGAAGGGAAUCCCACACCGUUCUCCAAUGGGCGGAGUACUCAUGGGGUAUUAGGUCACUACACUGGCAUAAUUAUUCUGGUGCCCCACCACAUUAGAGAAAUUACAAAGGUAGCUGCCAAAGUAUGGAUGUCCUCCGUCCAAUGCCCAGUGCUUUUUUAAUUACCCCCUCCUUGAAAAGGCCGGUGUUGGACGCAGUAGUACUGUACGUCCUCUGUACAUAGAAGCAAAAAUACAAGAACUGAACAAAGUUGGGGAAAUGUGGAAAAAUAAGAAAAAUGUGAACGGGUUGGAUGGUGAAUUUAGAAUAAUAGUUAAUAGUAAUAAUAAUAAAUAAUUGUAGCUGCUUCUUAGAGUGAUUAUACAUAAGUUUCGGGGUUUUGUUCAAA
Molecule: messenger RNA, 1265 nt
Organism: Juglans microcarpa x Juglans regia
Lineage: Eukaryota; Viridiplantae; Streptophyta; Magnoliopsida; Fagales; Juglandaceae
Product: protein RGF1 INDUCIBLE TRANSCRIPTION FACTOR 1-like
Exons: 4
Coding region: 287-931 (214 amino acids)
Source: RefSeq, a predicted model, not a curated record